AUGGCUCAGGUGAAUUUGGAGGAUGCUCUCGAUCACAUCCAGGCGAGCAAGGCCGCCGACCGUCGACAGGGCUUGGACGACCUCAAGCACAUCUUUCGCCACAACAAAGGCAGUAGCCGGCUCCGACAUCUUCUCGAUCGCGACUUCCACCAUAUCUUCGAGGUCCUUUUCAAGGUUGCCCUAGAUGGACAGAACUCGCUACUCAAUGCGAAGACCGCAAACAGCCGUACCAGCGCAACGAAUCGUCUCUCUGACAUCGCAGGGGGAUUGCGCCAGUCGGUCGAGGCUGGUAUACGUGUGCUCCAACUUAAGACCAUUAGAGCCGUACUAGACCAUGUGACUGGAUGCUUGUUCUUGACGAACGGGAGCUUGUGCGAGCCGCUGGCUCUGGACUAUGCCAAGACCUUGCGCGCGGUACUCAGCUAUCAGCCGCACGUGGAACAAAUGAAAGCCGAGCACUGGGACAAGCUGGCCAGAUUCUGCAGUUCAGUGAUCUCACAGGCUCAGCAAGAAGUCUCAGAUGAUGAUACCUCUUCAAUGGGAGGAGGCACGGGCUACGGCCUGAGCCACCUAUCUUCCCGUUCUACCAUCCGCGACUCCGUGGGCUCGCAGAGCAAGCGAUCGAUCAUAAAGCCGAUUGCAGAAGAGAUGGUCGGCUGCCUCCGAUUGUUGACCGCCGCGCCGAACGCACCAAGACUGUCAUCAGGAAUCGAUCAUCUGUGGACAAUCAUCAAUGCACUCAAGACAUGCACCCUCUCUCGAGAACGAGCACACCUUGACGCAUUCGGAGCCAUCAACAAUAUCUUAUCGUGGACGAGAACAGAAUGUAUCCGAGCCACGCAGAAAGCUACGAGCCAGCUCCUUCGCCUUGUCAAGCAAUUUUGGUCCACCAAGUCUCCAGCCCUUGGUCAAAUGCUCACAACGGUUCUUUUCCUUCGACCGUACAUCUCGCAUGCGAUGCAAGGAGAGGAACGUGUGACCAUGCUACCCGAACUGACUCGCCUCCUGCACAGCCUGGAGACCGAGUAUUCGAUCAGACACGACAGAAAUGGAUUGCUACUCGAAGAUUUGCGUCUCGAAAUCAAUAGCGGCCCUUUAAGAAAGGGACAAGUCGCUACUGCGCUCUUUUCACUGCGGCCCACCGGCGCACGAGCCGAGUUGAAUUGGGUGCUUGUGAAUAUACUUGCUUUUCUCCGCAGAAGUUUGAUCGAUGCAGAGCAGCAUAAGACACCCAAUGCUGGCAACGAGGCGGACCGCGAUGAAGACGAGGAUGAGAUAGAUCUCCGUCCGAAGAAGCGAUUGCGACUUACAGACCCGCUGAGCUCGCUUGUGGAAACGACAAGUCGAGGUACGACACAAGAGCGAAUUUGUGCUCUCCAAACAAUGGCCUUCCUCGCUCAGCAGCUGCGGUUCUCGAGUCAACAACUCCACAAGAUCGUGGACAGCCUCUUGAUUAACUGCAGCGAGGACAACACCAGCAUAUGCUCAUGGGCAUUUCUCGCGGCUGCCAGCUGUGCUGUGCAGCCUUGUGCAUCAAGCUCUAAUCUGACGGAUGCAUGGAACACAAUAUGGCAGUUAGGUGUGCGCGCACUGGGCAACAACUCGACUUGCCGCGCUGCGGCUUACACUCUGUCUGUAUUGCUCGCCUCGCAACUCACGUCACAGGCGCAAUGCUUAGACUUCGUCCACGUUAUCACGCAUACAAUGGAAUUGAGCGGCCCGAGCCAGUUGUCAGAUGCAGUCACGCUUUUGCUCACCAUCUUGAUGAGGACAUCGCAGCAACAGAACCCCACGAUGGCAGCCGCUACAUCCGAGAGCAUCGUGAGUUGGCUGUCUCAAAACUUCAAGCCAAGCAAGCUCGAAGACAAGCCGACUACGAUGAACGCCGCAUCAUACGAAGCUUCGGAUAUCCUAAUUCUGACUUCGACAUGCCUUGGUCAAGCCCUGCAUCAUUUGCAUGUUGGCGGGCCACCUAUUUGGGAUCUCUGUGCCCGAGCGUGGUUAUCUUGCAUGGAGGACGAGGCGGCCAUUGCGUACCUCCUGCUUGAACCAGCUACCAAGCCUAUCCUGAGCGACAUGAUGAAGAAGUUCGCUUUGCUUCCGCUUACGUCUACCCACUCAUCGCGAAUAUCGACCGAGUCUCUGAUACUGAAUCACAACAUUGCGGAGUUGGGUCUGUGUCAGCAGUCGUGGAAGGACCUAGUGCACGAUCGCGCUCGGCCUCCUAGUAAUGAUGCCGUUACCAUGCUCUGCAAAGCGGCGUUGACCGCCGAGUGCGUUUCCAGGUGUAUGACUUUCAGGGAUACUCGAAAAUUGGGACAGCUGCAGAAACUGGCGAACGACAUGCUCAACACGUUGAGCGCCUUCGUUGCCUCAGAUCGCUGCGAAGCGGAGCACAUGGCGUCCUUCGUUUCCACUCUAUCUGCAGCAUGCUCGAAACUACCCGCCCAUUCUAUCGAUGCGGCCGUCGCUGGGCAACAGCGACCUUGUGAGGGAGCAAUAUGCCAUGCUCUCGCUACCGGGCUGAACAAGAGAUAUGUCACCAGCGAUGACACACUUGAUGAAGACGCGAUGGACUUCGACGACGCGGCCGAAUCCCAGCAAAGUCGUGGCAGCAAUAUCUUGCAGAGCAGAUGUGAAUUACUGAGCAAUGACGACGUAUCGUACAGCAGCACGGCGCUCAGGCUGAACGUGCAUCUCUACUGCAUUACUGUAACCACCCUGCAAGGAGGCGCGGGAGGAGUUGUCAGCAUCACAUCAGCCUCGCAAGCCGUUGUAGACUUCCUUCUAUCUCUCAGCGACGAAGAGCUUCUCUCGUGCCGCGACAUGAUUGCCAACCUUCCCGGCGUAGGUGUCCCGCUGACUGCGAAAGACACCGAACGCCUUCUGGGAUACUUCAUGGAGAAACUGACACGCAAGUAUGCCUACCGUGCUUCAGAGGUUGCGCUGGGCUGCGUGCUCGACCUCAUGCAAAGCUUGAUCGACACCUGGACAGACAGUGGCGAGCCCCACCUUUUCUGUCUAGGUCUUGACACCUACGAUUGGUUCGCCGAAUACGCGCUUACUGAUGACAUCUUCUCCCCUAGCGUGCAGAGGAGAUUGGCGCAGUUACUUGUACAACUUUGCCAGCUCAGGUCGGAUUAUGGCCGUGACAGCGAUGCAGGCACUCCGCGAAGCUGCUGCUUCAAACUCCUCGGUAAACUACCCAUCGCGGUGCAGUACAAGCUUGCUGAUCAGAUCCCAACUCUGUUUGGCAGGCUAGUGCUCUCGGAGCAUGCCCGCAUGUUCGACGACCUAGCGGGAAAUCUGCCCACCAAUUUGGAUUGGCCAGAAGGCAUGGCCUUACGAUUACUUCACUUGUCGAAACUCGGGUCAAGCUGGCGAUCGCUCCUGCGAUCCUGCACUUGGCUCAUAUUCGAGACUGCUGGGCGAGUCAAUAGUUGUGUUGCCCAUGCCCGCCAAUGCAUCCAAGAAUUAGCAUCCUCGCUACCUUUACAGAAUCCUCAGAAGCUGUUCUCGCUCUUCGCACCUCAACUGCUACAUACCUGGCUCGAGAAUGGUAAUGCCAUCUCUGGACUUCCUUGGGAAACAUUUCACUAUGCCUCCCUGUACGACCUCUUGCGGCGUCAUCGAUCCGAGAUCAUGGCGCAGCUGGUGCUCAGAGGCGACGAAGCUGGGCUUGAGGUUAUGCAGAAAGCCUUGAAGUUAAUGCCACGUGAUGCUAUCAGACAAUCUUACGGCAAAUGCGUGGCGUACUGCCUGGCCAAAGACGUCGUGAGCAAGCCUCUGGAAGGGCAAGAUCCAAAUCACCUCGAACAUCGUCUGCGAGAUAGCAUAGGUGGCAAGGAUCAGCACAAGAAGCUCAUCAGUCGACACCUGCCAACGAUCGUUGGCUACAUCCUGCUUUCCACCGAGCAGGACGCACGAUCAGACAAAUGGCUGGCCAAGCAUGAUGGUUAUACUGGAACAGCGGAAGCCCUCGCCGAAAUGAUGAAGCAUACUCGGAAAGACGAGGAAUUGCCGCCCGCGCUGGAGCCAUCAUUCACUGGACACUAUCUCUUGGACCAAUUGAUCAGGUUGUGUAAACGUGUCAACGCUUCUCCACUUAGUAUCUGGGAUGCUUCAUCGUUCGUUCUCACCACUCGCAUGCUGUUGGAUGCCGUGGAUAUGUCAUUGGGGUCUUUGCAGUGUUGUCGAAUCCUUCGACGAGUCAUGAUAGCGGUCGCUCUCGCCGGAACGAUUGCGCUUGAUGGUUUUGGUCCGGAGAUGCUGAUCCAUUCUCUCCGACCGUUCGUGAGUGACAGCGCUUGCGCUAAUGACACAAUCGGGUUGCUGCAAUACUUGUUCGACAGAAGUCGCGAGUACCUUCGCUCAGCCCUUCGCUUCACCACAGGCGCUGUUAUACUUCUUGUUCUGCAGAUGAGGAAGCAUGCUCGGAGCAGACAUGAUAGCACCACUCAAGAAAGCCACCAUUCCGAGACUGUGAGGGUCAUGGGCGAAUUCCAGACGUGGCUUGUAAGCUACUUGUCACAAUUGACGUGGGACACUCAGUGCAGCGCGUAUUCAGGACUCACUGAAGCACUAGGGAACGUCAAGCUUCCUGGAAACGCCAACGCCGACAGCGCCGAAAGCUCCCUCCUGCUAUUCCUGCUUAAUCAAUGGAGUGCGGACGACUCACUCUGUUCCCGCGAUGACACGAUUGAAGCUUUACAGAUUCUUGCAGAGGAUUUCAUCUUGCCGCUAACAACAGCAUCAGAUGUUUUGGGCGAUGACUCACAGGCAACACGAUAUUCCCAAGAGAUCUGGGAGAUUUUGCAGAUUGAAUCGCUCAGCAGAUCAUUCACCACGUGGGCAGCUACUUCAUUGGGACGUGCUUACGCCGCAACUGGAGCACGACCUGUUCAGUCCGUCUCCGGAAAGCCGUUGAUGAGAACACUGGAUGCCGAGAAUGCCUCGCGUGCUUCGCACACCGCCCUGGUGACAAGGGUGGCUCGCCUAGUCUAUUCUCAAGACCGGUCAGAGGCUGGCCUAGCAGAGUACACCCUACGCAGAAUGCGAGACACCUUUUCUCAUGGCUCAGAUACCGAAGGAGCCAUACAGUUCCAAGAGAUGACCCCUGAAUCCAUUUAUUCUGCAAUUUAUGGCGGGCCAUACGGGUAUGAGCCGACGCUGGCUGUCAUGGACCGGUUCCCCAAAAGACCGGACACCAACCUCGUGCAGAAGGCAAUGGCAUUGUCCCGCGAGACUAGUCUUGAGGUCUGGGCAACAGAGCUAGCGUCCGUCUUGUCCUCGUGGGCUGCUGGAGAUCCGAUAAUUUCUUCGCUUGUGGCGCUAUUCCAAAAUGUUCGCGGGCUUGCGAUAGAACUGCUUCCUCAGAUCAUACACAUCUUGCUUACCAACGAGCACACAACAAUUGCGCCGCUCCUCGCGCAAGCUGUGAACGACCACUUGUGUGUCGAUGACGAGGACGUCUCACCUAAGCAACAAUUUCUCUUGCGCGUCUUGCUAUAUCUGCGGAGUCAACCGUUUCCUGGAGAGACGACACGUGCAGACCGCGUUCAUUGGCUGAACAUAGAUAACAUGGUUGCUGUUCGUGCAGCAGCUAGAAGUGCCAUGCCCGCAGCUGCACUACUGCUUGCUGAAUCCACAUGUCUUCCACCUAUCCAGGACAGCCGCAGGAAUUCGAGGAGGAUUUCCUCAUCUCAAGAUCAAGCUGUAUCUCGACCUCCGCCUGAACUUCUGUUGUCCGUUUACAAACAAAUGGAAGAGCCUGACUCGUUUUAUGGCGUCACACAGGAAGCUUCGCUGAGUGCAGUACUCGAGCGACUGGAUCAUGAGGGAGAUGGCUUCCGAAGCAUGAUGCUGCGCUCCGCGCAAAUGGAUAGCCACAUGCGUUCUACGCAUCGACUGGCUGAACAUGAUGCCGUUGGCAUGAUACAGUCGCUCUCGAGCCUUAACUUUAACAGUUUAGCAUUCGCCUUGGUCGCGCAAGGCGUAGGGAGCACAUCAAGAUGCCAAGAGGAGAUGUUGAAAGCAGCGCAGAGUCUGCAGCAAUGGGACAUCACGCCACCCGAAGGACACAGCGAGUCCUCAGCAGCUUUUAGUGUGCUGCAGGACCUCAGCAGAGCCAGCGACGCCACACAAGUCCUCGACAGAUCAAGAACUGCAUUGUUCGAUUUUGUGAAGCAUGGCAUCCGACGAGAUCGAGCGUCGAUUCCAUCGCCUACCUGGUACGCCAACCUCGCAUCCCUAACAGAGAUCAGCGAAAUCACAACUGCCGUUGCAGACGCAGAUCUCGACGAGCGGUGGGAAGUCUUCGCCCGUCGACAUGCUUGGAUGCACUUAGCCAAGUUCGAAGACGUCAAGGUGUUUCUGUCGGGAAGGCACACGCUCUUCGGUGUGCUCAGCCAAAAUGUGCAUCUGCAACAGAGCAUGCAUGUCGCGUUAAAGAGAUGCCGAAUACUGGAAGUCGAAGCGCUACUGGCAUUUUCGCGCCUCUCUCGAGAGCACUCCAAGUUACAGGAGGCACUCACCGCAUCAGCGACCAUGAGCGACAUGAUCGAGACCUGUGGAGCAGCCGGAAUCAGGGUGGAAAGCGCCGUAAAAAUGGAGACUGCUUCAGUUCUAUGGGAUGCAGGAGAAGCUACCAUGUCAGUCAAAAUGCUCUCAAGUCUCAGCCAGCCCGGCGUUGAGCUUGCCGGUCAAGACGUUGCUGUUGGGCGCGCCGGUCUCCUUGCGCAGCUCGCCCAUGAAUCUGCCGAAGCUCGUCUGGAGAAACCUGAGCAGAUUUUAAGCAAAUAUCUCAAACCCGCGUUGAACGCUGUCUCCAGGACCAAGGAUCGAUCAGAAAUCAGUCAAGUACAUUAUGAAUUCGCCAAGUUCUGUGAUCACGAAUUGCAAAAUCCCAGCACCGUCGAAAACCUGAAUCGCGUCACGAAACUGCGCCAGAGCAAGGAGGAAGAGGUCGAAGCCUAUAGGCAAGCUUUGCAGACAGGCAAGAAAACGCAGCCCGAGCGACAUCAGAUGAGCAGAAGCUUGCAUCAAGCACAGACAUGGCUCGAGCUUGAUACUGCGGAAGAAAGGCGUUUGAGGAAAACUCAGAGCGAUUAUGUCAAUUUGAGUCUGCAGAACUAUCUGCAGGCGCUUGCGGCUUCUGAGGAUCACGACAUCUGCGUGUUGCGAUUCUUCGCGCUCUGGCUCGAAAAUACUGAUGGCAUCGACCAAGGUCCGGACGCCACAGUGCUUAAAUACCUGCCACAGGUACCAAGCUGGAAGUUCGUCAGAUUAAUGAACCAGCUAAUGUCACGCUUGGAUGAUUCGAAGACACCGUUUCAGCAAGCCCUAGCGGAACUGCUGCGACGUAUCUUUGUUGAACACCCCUGGCAUAGUUUGCACCAUCUCUUCGCGCCUCGAUCGAUGCAUACGGCCACAGACCCUGCGACUGCUUCUCGCUAUCGUGCCGCCAAGUCAAUCCACAUUGAAAUUAGCAAGAAUGAGGAGAGCCGCAGCAUCGCUGAUAGACUAUUUGCAGCAGACACGCGGUACAAGGCAUUGGCAGAAAGUAAGCCGGAGUCGGGGGGCGGUGGCAGCAAGAUCGACAUCAGUCGCUUCCAGCAGGCUUUUCGCGUGCAUCAGAAAAUCCCGCCAAUGGAGUUACCGCCUGCCACCAUCACAUUGCCGUUGAGACCAAGCGCGUCUUAUAGUGAUGUGCCCACCAUCACACGGGUUGAUCAGACAGUAUCCAUCAUGAGUGGUCUCAGCGCACCAAAGAUGCUGAAAUUGCAAGCGACUGAUGGUAAAUGGUACCGCGAGCUCUACAAGAGCGGCGACGAUGACCUGCGGCAGGACGCCAUCAUGGAACAGGUGUUCGAUGAAGUCAGCAGCAUGCUACGCAAUCACAAGGCAACGAGACAGAGGGAUCUCAAGCUUCGCACAUACAAAGUGAUUCCGCUCUCCAGCGGGUCCGGCAUCAUCGAAUUCGUCCCGAAUUCCAUGCCCAUCAAUGAUUUUCUGAGCCCAGCGCAUAAAACGUAUUAUCCCAAGGACAUGGCCCCGCACAAGGCCAGAGAGGCGGUCGCGCGGGCGUACGCGAAUGGACAAGGCUCUACGACCGACCGCGUCGCCGCAUUCCAGAAGGUCUGUGCUAACCUGAACCCCGUCAUGCGGCAUUUCUUCCUGGAGCGUUUCGACGACCCGGACGAAUGGUUCACAAAGCGGACCGCGUAUUCACGUACGACAGCAAGCAUAUCCAUCCUUGGCCAUAUCAUUGGUCUCGGAGACCGACACUGCAGUAACAUCCUGCUCGAUGAGCAGACAGGUGAAGUGGUGCACAUUGACCUCGGGGUCGCGUUCGAGGCUGGGCGGGUUUUACCAAUUCCAGAGCUCGUGCCUUUUCGGCUCACUCGCGACAUCGUGGAUGGAAUGGGAUCAACCGGUGUGGAGGGGGUAUUCCGACGCUGCUGCGAGUUCACGUUGGAUGCGGUACGCGAGGAUAAGGACAGUAUUAUGACAUUACUGAAUGUGCUGCGCUACGAUCCACUGCACAACUGGACGAUAUCCCCACUGCGAGCCAAGAGGAUGCAAGACGCGCAAUCAGAAGUUUCGCGCCGCAAUGGUACUGUUGCGAAUUCGUCGAAGAGAAAGGAGCAGGAGGCAGGAGAAGCUGAUCGGGCGUUAUCGAUCGUGGAGAAGAAGUUGUCGAAGACGCUGAGCACUGCUGCAGCUGUCAAUGAGUUGAUCCAGCAAGCUACAGACGAGAAGCACUUGGCAGUACUGUUUGCAGGAUGGGCAGCGUACUUUUAGUGAUGGGUCGAAGUCAUGCAGAUAUUAUAUAGAGCGA
Messenger RNA from Cercospora beticola, 8839 nucleotides. RefSeq names its product DNA-binding protein kinase TEL1 (gene TEL1). The record is from RefSeq and is a predicted model, not a curated record. Lineage: Eukaryota; Fungi; Ascomycota; Dothideomycetes; Mycosphaerellales; Mycosphaerellaceae. Gene Ontology annotation, biological process: DNA repair. Gene Ontology annotation, molecular function: protein binding; protein serine/threonine kinase activity.